This is a messenger RNA of Branchiostoma belcheri (Belcher's lancelet), 2157 nucleotides long. Its product is annotated as retinoid-inducible serine carboxypeptidase-like. Gene Ontology annotation, biological process: proteolysis. The transcript is spliced from 14 exons. The record is from RefSeq and is a predicted model, not a curated record. Lineage: Eukaryota; Metazoa; Chordata; Leptocardii; Amphioxiformes; Branchiostomatidae. Bases 14 to 1390 code for a protein of 458 amino acids. Gene Ontology annotation, molecular function: serine-type carboxypeptidase activity.
UACAGUGUAAAACAUGGCGGCAAGAACAUGGGUGGACGCUUUGCUGUGGCCGGCACUGGUCAUCGGGGCUUGUCUGGUGGUCAGUGGGUGUGCAGCAGCUGACACAGACUGUAAGCCAGGCCCCAAAGUGAAGAACCAGGACUGGGGUUAUGUUGACGUGCGUUCUGCGGCUCACAUGUUCUGGUGGCUGUACUACAACACAGACAAUUUACCUGCUGCAAGUUCUACUCCUACACCACUUAUACUCUGGUUACAGGGUGGCCCUGGAGGCUCUUCAACCGGGUUUGGAAACUUCCAGGAGAUUGGACCUAUGGACGUCAGUCAGCAGCCCAGGAACACUACAUGGCUGUCAGUAGCCAACCUGUUGUUUAUCGACAAUCCAGUUGGAACCGGUUACAGCUAUGUGACCAACAAGAACGCCUAUGCCACUGACGUCAGCAUGGUCGCUGCUGACCUGGUCACUCUGCUCAAGGCCUUCUUCAACUGCAAGACAGACCUACAGAAUGUUCCCUUCUACAUAUUCUGUGAGUCAUAUGGAGGAAAGAUGUCGGCUGCUUUAGCUCAGGCACUAUACAAGGCUGUGAAGCAAGGUGAAGUGAAGUGUGACCUGAAAGGUGUGGCUCUGGGAGACUCCUGGAUUUCAGCCAUGGACUAUGUCAACACCUGGGGACCUUACCUGAAAGCAACGUCCCUGCUGGACCAUGUGGGUCUCCAGGCAGUACAGAAGUCGGCGCAGCAGACCCAGGCGGCCGUGGACCAAGGUCGGUGGAGGAACGCCACUGAACUCUGGAGCAGGACGGAAGACGUCUUGGAGGAGUUCAGCAACGGAGUGAGCUUCUACAACAUUCUUGGUGACAAGGUCAAGUUCGAAGUAUCUGGCAGUAGAACACCAAACUUGGGUAACUCGUAUAUUGAGAUGCUGUACAGGAGACAUGUCUCCCCCUUACACGCCCCCAGCCUUGCUGAACUCAUGAACGGCCCCAUCAAGAAAUAUCUGGAGGUCAUACCUGAAGAUGUCACAUGGGGAGCUCAAUCAGGAGAGGUGUUUGCGAUGAUGGCAGGAGACUUCAUGAAGCCAGUCAUCGACAUUGUCGAUGACUUGAUUCAGAACACAGACCUGGCCGUGGUGGUGUAUAAUGGACAGUUGGACCUCAUCUGUAACACUAUUGGAACUGAAGCCUGGGUGCACAAGCUGAAGUGGCCGGGCCUCGCACAGUUUGACACCAAGAGGUGGAAGCCCAUUAUGACCAAGGAGAAAACCGUCGGCUUCGUCAAGACUGUGGACAACUUCUCAUUUUACUGGAUCUUAAAUGCUGGGCAUAUGGUACCAGCAGAUGCAGGGGAGACAGCUCUUAGGAUGGUUACCAUGGUGAUGGACAGUCAACGAUGAAGACAACUUGAUGAUCUUAAAUAAAAUAGCAAGUUGAACCUAGAACGUGUCACAGUGGACAGUGCAAGUUUUGUGCCAUAUAGGGUAUAUUUAGUACCGCUACCGUAACAUUACAAAUGUAUUUUGGACUGUUAAAACAUCAAAUGCAAUUUCAGGGCACUGCAAAGCAAAUUUUUAUCAUAUUCUGGAUGAGGAAAUCUGUCUGAUAUUGACAUUUGCUGCCAUUUCUUAGCAUAUUUCUGUCUACAUUUCAUACAUGUACUUAAAGUGAUUAAAAUAGCUCCAAAGCACCUUUUUAUUUUUUGCAUAGUUAAGUCAUAGCCUCUUUAUUUUUUGUGUAGUAGUCAGUCUUAUGAGACUGACAGUAAACCCAUAAAAAGCUAGAACUGGCCUAGUGUACAGAUGUAUAAUCCCAUGACUUAAUCCUCUUUGUUUAUCCAAAGGCAUUUAGCCUCAGGGAGGUACAGAAUACAUAAUAAUUGUAUUUUAUUUUGGUUUGUUUAUUUGUAAACAGUUGUUGAACAACUUUGACUGGAUAUUGAAUUUGUCCAGGCAUCCCAGACUUUAUGUGUAUAUUAUGUUUUGUGUGAUUCUAUAUUAUUCUGUGUGCAUGCUUUUCAAUGAGUCAUAGUUCCUAAAUUCAGCUGCCAUAUCAGUAGAAUGUUAGAUCCACCAAAUUUCAUCUUUGACAUUUGCUUCUCAAUCAGUUAUGGUGUGUUCUUAUGAAGUAUUCACCUAUUCCAAUAAAAUAUACCUGACAGUGCACC